AUGAAUAAUCAGUUUUGUCAGAAAGUAUUGAGUUCGACAACAGUUAUUGAUUUUUUACUCGAACAUUAUAUUGUAUGGCCAUGGGAUAUUACAUGGCAAUCGAAUGAAAAUAAGUUAAAAGAUGUUUGGAGAGAAAUGUUCUCGAAUGAACUUCUGGUUGAUACUGACAUGAAUCAAUAUCCAAUUAUUAUUGGUAUCAAGCCACAUUUUAUAGAGAAAAUGAAUAAUGCUUUAAUAUGUGAAUAUAAAUCCGACACAUUGAUAACUGGUUGUAAUUUGUUGCGAACUGGACAUAUGUCUACACGAGAUAAUGUGUUGACCGAAUUAAAUAACUUCACAAAAGAAUUUAUUAAAAAUGAAAGAGAAUUAGCAAUAGAAUUUCUAGUCAAGAGUGGCAUUUGUAAAGAUGCUAUUCCUGAUCUAGUCAAAAAUCAUAGAUUUAAUGAAUCAGUUAAUCCACGUCUAUGUUCUGUUUUGUCGAUGUUACAUGAAUAUGAAACCGAAGAAAAUAUAUCGCAACGGUCAAAUGCAUCUAAUAGUAGCACAGUUUUCAAUGCCUUAAAUUCUCAACAAGUUACUUCAUUACGUCUUGAUACAUAUUCUUAUCAAACACCGUCCGAAUUAGAUUCAUUACUUUUAUUUGCAAAUAUUGAGUCAUUAGAAUUGAUUAAUUUUGAAGAAGUGAAUUUAAUGAAAUCUUUUCAAACAUAUUUUCCUAAUUUAAAAUGUCUUUCUCUUUGGUAUGACAAUGAAUUGGAUUUCAUUCAUUUGAAUAAUGUUCUGAAUAAUGUUUUCGAACCGAUUAGUCGAUUUGAAGUCCAUUGUUCAGUAGUAGUAUGCAGUGAUUCUUCGGAAAAUGAAUUACAUUUAAGAUUAAUGACCAAUCCAUCAAUUAAAUAUUUUAUUCUCGAUUUGGGCAACCCUACUUCUACUUCAAUCAAUGACAUUAAUCAUCGAUUUCAACCAUGCUCUUUUAAGAAAAUAAUUGAUCUUAUUCAAAAUAUGAAUAGAAUUCAUCAUUUUCGAUUACUAACUUACCGCGACAAACUGAAUGAAUUUUUAGAUUUAUAUUUAUGGGAAAAACUAGCUGAUAAUUGUCAUGCAUUGAAAGAAAUAACGUUGAAUGUCUUCGGAAAAAUCGAACCGAAUGAAGAAAUGAAACAGAAAAUGAUUCAAAUUCGAUCAAUUAUGUCAACAAGGGUUGAAUUUGAAAUUCGAUCAAUAUUACUGAUUCCAUUCAAUUGUUCGAAUUGA
Rotaria sp. Silwood2 is the source of this 1254-nucleotide messenger RNA. NCBI's taxonomy places the organism in Eukaryota, Metazoa, Rotifera, Eurotatoria, Philodinida, Philodinidae. The record is from the annotation of a GenBank genome assembly.